Messenger RNA from Castor canadensis (American beaver), 3286 nucleotides. The record is from RefSeq and is a predicted model, not a curated record. Lineage: Eukaryota; Metazoa; Chordata; Mammalia; Rodentia; Castoridae.
GUGAAUACCUUGAGAAGAUAAUUCCUUUGGUGGUAAAAUUUUGUAAUGUAGAUGACGAUGAAUUAAGAGAGUACUGCAUUCAAGCCUUUGAAUCAUUUGUGAGAAGAUGUCCUAAGGAAGUAUAUCCUCACGUUUCUACCAUUAUAAACAUUUGUCUCAAAUACCUUACCUAUGAUCCAAAUUACAAUUACGAUGAUGAAGAUGAGGAUGAAAAUGCUAUGGAUGCUGAUGGUGGUGAUGAUGAUGAUCAAGGGAGUGAUGAUGAAUACAGUGAUGAUGAUGACAUGAGUUGGAAAGUGAGACGCGCAGCUGCUAAGUGCCUGGAUGCCGUAGUUAGCACAAGGCAUGAAAUGCUUCCAGAAUUCUACAAGACCGUCUCUCCUGCACUGAUAUCCAGAUUUAAAGAGCGUGAAGAGAAUGUAAAGGCAGAUGUUUUUCAUGCAUACCUUUCUCUUUUGAAGCAAACUCGUCCUGUGCAAAGUUGGCUGUGCGACCCUGAUGCAAUGGAACAGGGAGAAACACCUUUAACAAUGCUUCAAAGUCAGGUUCCCAACAUUGUUAAAGCUCUGCACAAGCAGAUGAAAGAAAAAAGUGUGAAGACCCGACAGUGUUGUUUUAACAUGUUAACUGAACUGGUAAAUGUAUUACCCGGGGCCCUAACGCAACACAUUCCUGUUCUUGUACCAGGAAUCAUUUUCUCAUUGAACGAUAAAUCAAGCUCAUCAAAUUUGAAGAUUGAUGCUUUGUCAUGCCUAUACGUAAUCCUCUGUAACCACUCUCCUCAAGUCUUCCAUCCUCACGUUCAGGCUUUGGUUCCUCCAGUGGUGGCUUGUGUUGGAGAUCCAUUUUACAAGAUUACAUCAGAAGCACUUCUUGUUACCCAACAGCUUGUCAAAGUAAUCCGUCCUUUAGAUCAGCCUUCUUCGUUUGAUGCCACUCCUUACAUCAAAGAUCUAUUUACCUGUACCAUUAAGAGGUUAAAAGCAGCAGACAUUGACCAGGAAGUCAAGGAAAGGGCUAUUUCCUGUAUGGGGCAAAUUAUUUGCAACCUUGGAGACAAUUUGGGUUCUGACUUGCCUAAUACACUUCAGAUUUUCUUGGAGAGACUUAAGAAUGAAAUUACCCGGUUAACUACAGUGAAAGCAUUGACACUGAUUGCUGGAUCACCUUUGAAGAUAGAUUUGAGGCCUAUCUUGGGAGAAGGGGUUCCUAUCCUUGCUUCAUUUCUCAGGAAAAACCAGAGAGCUCUGAAACUGGGCACCCUUUCUGCCCUAGAUAUUUUAAUUAAAAACUAUAGUGACAGCUUGACAGCUGCCAUGAUUGAUGCAGUUCUAGAUGAGCUCCCACCUCUUAUCAGUGAAAGCGAUAUGCAUGUUUCACAGAUGGCUAUCAGUUUUCUUACUACUCUGGCAAAAGUGUAUCCUUCCUCCCUUUCAAAGAUAAGUGGAUCCAUUCUUAAUGAACUUAUUGGACUUGUGAGAUCACCCUUACUGCAGGGGGGAGCGCUUAGUGCCAUGCUAGACUUUUUCCAAGCUCUGGUUGUCACUGGAACAAAUAAUCUAGGAUAUAUGGAUUUGUUGCGCAUGCUGACUGGUCCAGUUUACUCUCAGAGCACAGCUCUUACUCAUAAGCAGUCUUACUAUUCCAUUGCCAAAUGUGUGGCUGCCCUUACUCGAGCAUGCCCUAAAGAGGGUCCAGCUGUAGUAGGUCAGUUUAUUCAAGAUGUCAAGAACUCAAGGUCUACAGAUUCCAUUCGUCUCUUAGCACUCCUUUCUCUUGGAGAAGUUGGGCAUCAUAUUGACUUAAGUGGGCAGUUGGAACUAAAAUCUGUAAUAUUAGAAGCUUUCUCAUCUCCUAGUGAAGAAGUGAAAUCAGCUGCAUCCUAUGCUUUAGGCAGCAUUAGUGUGGGCAACCUUCCUGAAUAUCUGCCGUUUGUCUUACAAGAAAUAACCAGUCAACCCAAGAGGCAGUAUCUUCUGCUUCAUUCCCUGAAGGAGAUUAUUAGCUCUGCAUCAGUGGUGGGCCUUAAACCAUAUGUUGAAAACAUCUGGGCCUUACUACUAAAGCACUGCGAGUGUGCAGAGGAAGGUACCAGAAAUGUUGUUGCUGAAUGUCUAGGAAAACUCACUCUAAUUGAUCCAGAAACUCUUCUUCCACGGCUUAAGGGGUAUUUGAUAUCAGGCUCCUCAUAUGCCCGAAGCUCUGUGGUUACAGCUGUGAAGUUUACUAUUUCUGAUCAUCCUCAACCUAUUGAUCCACUAUUAAAGAACUGUAUAGGCGAUUUCCUAAAAACUUUGGAAGACCCAGAUUUGAAUGUACGAAGAGUAGCCUUGGUCACAUUUAAUUCAGCAGCUCAUAAUAAGCCAUCAUUAAUAAGGGAUCUUUUAGAUACUGUUCUUCCACAUCUUUACAAUGAAACAAAAGUUAGGAAGGAGCUUAUACGAGAGGUAGAAAUGGGUCCAUUUAAACACACAGUUGAUGACGGCUUGGAUAUUAGAAAGGCAGCUUUUGAGUGUAUGUAUACACUGCUAGAUAGUUGUCUUGAUAGACUAGAUAUCUUUGAGUUUCUAAAUCAUGUUGAAGAUGGUUUGAAGGACCAUUAUGAUAUUAAGAUGCUAACAUUUUUAAUGUUGGUGAGACUUUCUACCCUGUGUCCAAGUGCAGUGCUACAGAGGUUGGACAGACUUGUUGAACCAUUACGUGCCACAUGUACAACUAAGGUAAAGGCAAACUCAGUAAAGCAGGAGUUUGAAAAGCAAGAUGAAUUAAAGCGAUCUGCCAUGAGAGCAGUAGCAGCACUGCUAACCAUUCCAGAAGCAGAAAAGAGUCCACUGAUGAGUGAAUUCCAGUCGCAGAUCAGUUCUAACCCUGAGCUGGCGGCCAUCUUUGAAAGUAUCCAAAAAGAUUCAUCAUCCACUAAUUUGGAAUCAAUGGACACUAGUUAGAUGUUUGUUCAACAUGGGGACCAUUACAUUUGACCAUACAAUGCACUGAAUUGACAAGUUAAUCAUAAGACGUGGAAAGAGAAGUGUCUAAAAGCUUCAAAAUGUUCCACUUAUUUUUCUUUUCUGAGACAGUUCAGCUUUCUUCCAUUGUUUUUGUAGCAUUUAUUUCAGAAAUACAUAUUUCCAUAAUCCAGAGGUUGUAAAACCACUAAUGUUUUAGUGGUUAGGGCAACAUUUAAAAUGAAACUAAAUGUUUGGUUUAUGGAAUGUGGCAAUAGGGUGCAGUAUCUAUUUACCUUGUAAUGUUUAGGAUUAAAAUGUUAAAAUUUUGUGACCAUGAA